AUGAAUUUAGACUUAGGUUCAACUGUACGAGGCUAUGAAUCAGAUAAAGACACAUUUCCACAAUCGAAAGGCGUUAGCUCAUCUCAAAAAGAGCAGCGUAGCCAGUUGAAUCAGACAAAAAUAGCUUAUGAAGAGCGACUUCUGAAUGAUUUAGAGGAUAUGGAUGACCCUUUAGAUUUGUUUUUAGACUAUAUGAUAUGGAUUAGCACCAACUAUAUCGAAGUGGAUUCUGAUUCAGGUCAGGAAGUUCUUCGAAAUACAAUGGAAAGGUGCUUGAUUUAUAUACAAGAUUUGGAAACCUAUAGAAACGAUCCCAGAUUUUUAAAAAUUUGGAUUUGGUAUAUAAAUUUGUUUCUUAGCAACAACUUCCACGAGUGUGAGAAUACUUUUACGUAUAUGUUUAAGAAGGGAAUUGGAACUAAGCUUUCGUUGUUUUACGAAGAGUUCUCCAAACUAUUAGAAAAUGCUCAAUUUUUUCUAGAAGCAAAAAUGUUAUUAGAAUUAGGCGCUGAAAACAAUUGCAGGCCUUAUAACAGGUUAUUAAAGUCAUUAAGCAAUUAUGAAGACAGGCUCCGAGAAAUGAAUAUCCUAGAAAACCAGCACAGUGUAUCUGAUCCAAGUGAAAGAUUAAGGGAAAGGAUAAAUUAUGGAGGAGCACCCUUUUUCAUUCGUAAAUUUUUAACCUCAUCAUUGAUGACUGAUGACAAGGAAAAUCGAAAAGAACUGAGUUCUAACAUAGAAGUUCGUAAGACUGCUCCCAAUGCACAUCAAGAUUCUAUAUUGGGUUCUGACUUUAAGGCAGGAACGGAAAGGCUUGAUUUGAAUGGCUAUAAACACCCCGCUAAUCAACGCUUAGAGAAUGGUGAUAAAAAAACUUCAGUAUAUGCUGAUCAAAAGCAAUCUAACGAUCCAGUCUACAAACUAAUCAAUACUCCUGGACGGAAACCUGAACGAAUAGUUUUUAAUUUUAAUCUUAUGUAUCCAGAAAACGACGAAGAGUUCAACACCGAAGAAAUAUUGGCAAUGAUAAAAGGAUUAUAUAAGAUGCAGCCCAGAAGUGAGAAGCACGCCGAAAAUUAUAGCAAUAAUUAUACCAGUGACAAAAAUAGCAAGAAACGUAAGCUUGAUGUGCUCGUAGAAAGGCGGCAGCACUUGCCUUCAUCCCAGCCACCCGCUGUUCCCAAGGCUACGCGAAUUGAGAUAUUUAGAGACGAGGAUAAUCCCAGCCAAAGCACACAUCACAAUAGUACACAGGUACAAGUGCAAACUACAACGUCCAUUUUACCUUUAAAACCUGUGGUUGAUGGUAAUCCCGCGCAUGUGACACCAGUAAAGCCUUCACUAACAACCAACGCCUCUCGUUCGCCAACCGUAACAGCUUUUUCAAAAGAUGCUAUGAACGAGGUCUUUUCCAUGUUCAAUCAACAUUAUUCGGCCCCUGGUGCGCUAUUAGAUGGCGAUGAUACCACAACAAGUAAGUUUAACGUCUUCGAAAACUUUACGCAAGAAUUCACGGCUAAGAAUAUUGAAGAUUUAACUGAAGUAAAAGAUCUCAAAGAAGAGGCGGCGCCACAACAAUUUACCACAAUAAAUGAAACCAAUGAUCUUUAUGAAAGAUUGCCGAUUAGUAGCACACGGCCAGAAAGGGGAGACUACAUGACACCUAUAAAGGAAACCACUGAAACAAAUGUGCUACCUAUAAUCCAGACACCUGAGGAACGAAUGAAGGCAGGAAAUAAGAAAUCGGGGGAUAACACAGAAACACAAACAGAAUUGACAAGUACAAAUGUCCAAAGCUCUCCAUUCCUCACACAACCUGAACCACAAGUAGAAAAGCCUUUACGAACCGCAAAACAUCUGGAAAAUAAUAAAGAGCAUUACCCAACCAGCAUACCUCCUCUCAUUAAAAUAGAAAAUCAACCACCUGUGAUUAUUGAAAACCCACUUAGCAAUAUUUUGAGAGCAAAGUUUUUGUCUGAAAUUUCACCCCCGCUAUCUCAAUAUAAUACCUUUUACAAUUACAACCAAGAAUUGAAAAUGAGUUCUCUAUUGAAAAAAAUCCAUAGAGUAUCUCGCAACGAAAACAAGAACCCAAUUGUUGAUUUUAAGAAGACAGGUGACUUAUAUUGUAUACGCGGAGAAUUGGGCGAAGGAGGUUAUGCCACCGUAUAUUUAGCAGAGUCUAGUCAGGGACAUCUGCGGGCGUUGAAGGUAGAAAAGCCGGCAAGUGUGUGGGAAUAUUACAUAAUGAGCCAAGUGGAGUUUAGGUUGAGGAAAAGCACAAUUUUAAAAUCAAUAAUCAACGCUAGUGCAUUACAUUUGUUCCUUGAUGAGAGCUACCUUGUCUUGAACUACGCCAGUCAAGGUACAGUUUUGGACUUAAUUAAUUUACAACGGGAAAAGACAAUUGACGGCAAUGGAAUAAUGGAUGAGUACCUGUGCAUGUUUAUCACUGUCGAGCUAAUGAAAGUACUUGAAAAGAUACAUGAAGUGGGAAUAAUACAUGGUGAUCUGAAGCCAGAUAACUGCAUGGUUAGAUUAGAAAAACGAGGUGAGCCCCUAGGUGCUCAUUAUAUGCGCAAUGGAAAGGACGGCUGGGAAAACAAGGGAAUUUAUUUAAUAGAUUUUGGCAGAUCAUUUGAUAUGACACUGUUACCACCUGGAACGAAAUUCAAAUCAAAUUGGCAGGCUGACCAGCAAGAUUGUUGGGAGAUGCGUGCAGGUAAGCCAUGGAGUUAUGAAGCAGAUUAUUAUGGAUUAGCGGGUGUCAUACAUUCGAUGCUUUUUGGAAAAUUCAUAGAAACGAUUCAACUGCAAGAUGGAAGGUGUAAAUUAAAGAAGCCCUUUAAAAGGUAUUGGAAAAAGGAAAUAUGGACCGUUAUUUUCGAUUUAUUGUUAAACAGUGGUCAAGUUUCUAACCAAGCUCUACCAAUGACUGAAAAGAUUGUUGAAAUAAGGGAUUUGGUAGAAAGCCACCUAGAACAGCACGCAGAGAAUCACUUAAGAAACGUUAUACUGAGCGUCGAAGAGGAGCUAUCGCAUUUACAAUAUAAGGGAAAACCGUCAAAAAGGUUUUAA
Saccharomyces paradoxus is the source of this 3078-nucleotide messenger RNA. RefSeq names its product protein kinase BUB1 (gene BUB1). NCBI's taxonomy places the organism in Eukaryota, Fungi, Ascomycota, Saccharomycetes, Saccharomycetales, Saccharomycetaceae. Gene Ontology annotation, molecular function: protein kinase activity; ATP binding. Bases 1 to 3078 code for a protein of 1025 amino acids. The record is from RefSeq and is a predicted model, not a curated record. Gene Ontology annotation, biological process: mitotic spindle assembly checkpoint signaling; protein phosphorylation; meiotic sister chromatid cohesion, centromeric. The transcript has a single exon.